This is a messenger RNA of Echinostoma caproni, 324 nucleotides long. Lineage: Eukaryota; Metazoa; Platyhelminthes; Trematoda; Plagiorchiida; Echinostomatidae. The record is from the annotation of a GenBank genome assembly.
AUGUGUCAUUGUUUCUUAAUAUGUAUUAUUUCUGAACAUCGUUCUGUUUGUCCACCCUACUCCCAAUGGAUCUGUCGAGCUGUGGCCAAACUUUACGCCUAUUGGAUUGUGGUCAACUAUCGCGAAUCGUACGGGAUGUUCGCAUGUAAUGGAAUUCUGUUCAACCACGAGAGUCCCCGACGUGGUGAGACAUUUGUCACUCGGAAAAUCACGCGUGCCGUGGUACGGAUCAAGAAAGGAUUGCAAGUGAGCAAAUCUAUGAAGCACAACACCAUCUUUGGUACAUUUCCCCUCAUAUUCCCGAUCAUCGGUUGUUUAUGUUGA